Telopea speciosissima is the source of this 1694-nucleotide messenger RNA. RefSeq names its product MDIS1-interacting receptor like kinase 2-like. The record is from RefSeq and is a predicted model, not a curated record. Gene Ontology annotation, molecular function: protein kinase activity; ATP binding; protein binding. Lineage: Eukaryota; Viridiplantae; Streptophyta; Magnoliopsida; Proteales; Proteaceae. Gene Ontology annotation, biological process: protein phosphorylation. The coding region runs from base 46 to 1584 and encodes 512 amino acids. The transcript has 2 exons.
GAGGAGGUGGGAUUGGUCUCCCAACUUCAGCAACUUGACCUCUCAAUGAACAAUCUAAGAGGAUCAGUUCCAAAACAGCUAGGGAGAUGCAAGAACCUGCUUUACUUGAAUUUGAGCAAGAAUAGAUUCAACGGCAGCAUUCCAGGUGAAAUUGGUAAAUUAGUUUCCCUACAGAUCCUACUUGACCUUAGUGAUAACUUGUUCACAAGAGAGAUCCCUUGGCAGCUUGGAAGCUUGGACAAGCUAACAAUUUUGAAUCUCUCUCAUAAUAAGCUGUUUGGUUCCAUUCCGUCUACUUUCUCUGAAAUGCUCAGCUUGAUAACCAUUGAUGUAUCCUACAAUGAGUUAGAGGGUCCUCUACCUGAUACUAUAGCCUUUCAAAAUGCUUCAAUGGAAGCUUUCAUUCACAACAAAGGUUUGUGCGGCAAUGUAACAGGUUUGCGACGACCUUGCAUUUCUUCAUCAUCGACCAAAAAACAAAUCCCAAAACAGAGCCACAAAACCAUGCAUCUUAUCAUAUCUCUCAUAGCAAUAUUGUUGUUUCUUCUAUUUGCAUUUCUUGGGGGGACUUUUUUAUUUUUUGGCCGAAGAAUGAGAUGCAUAAAUGAGGAGGACCCAAUUACAAACCAACAACGUAGAGAUCUGUUUACGAUAUGGAACUAUGAUGGGAAGAUAGCAUACCAAGACAUCAUUGAUGCAACAGAACAAUUUGACCCCAAGUAUUGCAUUGGUGUGGGAGGACAUGGAAGUGUUUAUAAAGCAGAGUUGUCAACAGGUCAACUGGUAGCUGUUAAGAAGAUCACUUCUUCUUCAGAUGACAACGAGAUUUCUGAUCAUGAAACUUUCAAAAAUGAAAUUCUUAUGAUGACGGAAUUGCGGCAUCGAAAUAUCGUGAAGUUGUAUGGUUUCUGUUCCCACGUACGACACUCAUUUUUGGUGUAUGAAUAUGUGGAGAAAGGAAGCUUGUCUAAGAUCCUAAGCAUGGAUGAAGAAGCGGUAGAAUUGGAUUGGACUAAAAGGGUUAAUAUUGUUAAAGGUGUAGCCCAGGCUCUAGCUUACUUGCACCAUGACUGCUCACCCCCAAUCAUUCAUCGAGACAUAUCAAACAACAAUAUUUUGUUGGAUUCAGACUUUGAGCCUCAUGUCUCAGACUUCGGCAUUAGUAGAUUUUUAAAGCCUGAUUCAUCCCAUUGGACAGCUCUUGCAGGAACAUAUGGAUAUUUUGCACCAGAACUUGCUUACACAAUGAGGGUGACUGAAAAAUGUGAUGUCUAUAGCUUUGGUGUGGUAACAUUUGAAGUGAUGAUGGGAAAGCAUCCAGGAGAACUCAUCCCCACUUUGCGAUCAUUAUCCUCUUCAACAUUACCAUCUUCUGAACAAAACAUACUAUUGAAGGAUAUAAUUGAUCAACGCAUCUCACCCCCCAUAAAUCAAGUUGCUGAGAAAUUGGCUUCGAUUAUGAAGCUGGUAUCUUCUUGUUUGCAUGAAAAUCCACAUUCUCGGCCAACCAUGCAACAUAUGUCUCAAGAGCUAUCAAUUUGCAGUGUUCCAAAACAACUCCAUGCAUUGAAUCUUGAGAUGUGAAUUUAGUCCAAGAGAUGAAGAAAUUGUGUUGUUUAAGCUCGUUUACUCUUUUCCUUCCUGUGUGCUUAGUAUGUAAUGAAGAAGGCAGUUUGUUUGUCAUGCUUCUUAAA